UGGCCGGGGUCCCACCCAACCGCCUAAAAAAGCCCCAUUCUGACAAUUAUACCCUUCAAGGUGCUGACUUUCCCUUUUAUUUACUCCUCUUUUCCCCUGGCCUCGCCUCCCCAGAGCGACGACGAGUAGGGUUUUAAUCGAGGUCUUUUUAGGCUUUUUGAUAACCCACAUCAUAAGAUGGCAUCAUCAGCAAUUUCAACUGUUUCUAUCGGCUCUGUCAUUUCUUAUGGCCCUCAGGCUGGCUUGGGAUCAAAAUCGAAGCCCUUGUCCUUGAGCUUUUACUCCCCAAAAUCCUUCAAGUGUUUCAGUGGUCUGAAGGCAGCAUCAUCUGUUAACUUUGAAACAGAUGCAUCCUUUUUGGGCAAGGAGGGCAACGCCGCUCUCUGGGCUUCAGCUGUCCCAAAAAUGCAGCAGAAGCAGAGCACUGCAAAUCUCCAGCCUCAAGCAUCUUUUAAGGUGGCCGUCCUUGGAGCAGCUGGAGGCAUUGGUCAGCCGCUGGCUCUUCUGAUCAAGAUGUCUCCUCUUGUCUCGUCGCUGCAUCUCUAUGAUAUUGCAAAUGUCAAAGGAGUAGCAGCUGAUCUCAGCCACUGCAAUACUCCUUCUCAAGUCUUGGAUUUCACAGGGCCAUCAGAGUUGGCCAAUUGCUUAAAAGGAGUUGAUGUGGUUGUCAUCCCUGCAGGAGUUCCAAGGAAACCGGGCAUGACCCGUGAUGACCUAUUCAACAUUAACGCCAAUAUCGUGAAGUCACUGGUUGAAGCUGUAGCUGAUAAUGCUCCAAAUGCUUUUAUUCACAUCAUUAGCAACCCUGUCAAUUCCACUGUCCCUAUAGCUGCUGAGGUUCUGAAGCAGAAAGGAGUUUAUGACCCAAAGAAGCUUUUUGGUGUUACGACACUUGAUGUUGUUAGAGCUAACACGUUUGUUGCUCAGAAGAAGAACCUCAAGCUCAUUGAUGUGGAUGUUCCUGUCAUAGGAGGUCAUGCUGGGAUUACCAUCUUGCCCUUGCUGUCAAGGACAAGGCCAUCAGUGACGUUCACAGAUGAACAAGUGGAACAACUGACUGUGAGAAUCCAGAAUGCUGGAACUGAAGUGGUCGAGGCAAAAGCUGGUGCUGGGUCUGCAACUUUAUCCAUGGCUUAUGCAGCUGCUAGAUUUGUUGAGUCGUCUCUUCGAGCUUUGGAUGGUGACGGUGAUGUUUACGAGUGCGCAUUCGUUCAGUCUGAACUCACUGAUCUGCCCUUCUUUGCUUCAAGAAUUAAGCUUGGGAAGAAGGGAGUUGAGGCUGUGAUAUCUGCUGACCUCCAAGGGAUAACUGAAUACGAGGCAAAAGCUCUGGAAGCCCUCAAGCCUGAGCUAAAGGCCAGCAUCGAGAAGGGCGUAGCGUUUGUCCAAAAGCAGGCGGCGGCAGCUGCUAAUUGAUGCUCACAUUCUGUUCUGUCUUCCUUCUUAUCAAAUGGUCAUACAAGAAAUAACUAUGAGGUACCAGUCUUUGCAGUUUUGCAGUUGUAGUUCCAACUAGUCAUCCCUUCAAUGGGAUUUAGGAGAGGUUAAUGAGUUUGGAGCAUGUUAAUGAUAGAAAGAGGAAAAUCAUGGCUUAUUCCAUGGGGAAUGUAGCAUGCGACUUAUUUCAUCUUCUUUUUUUUUCUACACAAGAUUGAAUCUUGUUAGUGUUUUGUUCCACAUGUCAUAACAGUAAAAACCAUUGGCCUCUGGGAGUUGCAUGUCAAUUUCAAUCACGUUCAGAAUUGUCAUUUGUGA
Asparagus officinalis (garden asparagus) is the source of this 1755-nucleotide messenger RNA. RefSeq names its product malate dehydrogenase, chloroplastic-like. NCBI's taxonomy places the organism in Eukaryota, Viridiplantae, Streptophyta, Magnoliopsida, Asparagales, Asparagaceae. The record is from RefSeq and is a predicted model, not a curated record. Bases 178 to 1416 code for a protein of 412 amino acids. Gene Ontology annotation, biological process: tricarboxylic acid cycle; malate metabolic process. Gene Ontology annotation, molecular function: L-malate dehydrogenase (NAD+) activity. Gene Ontology annotation, cellular component: cytoplasm; mitochondrion. The transcript is spliced from 2 exons.